Messenger RNA from Octopus sinensis (East Asian common octopus), 5543 nucleotides. RefSeq names its product multidrug resistance-associated protein 7. NCBI's taxonomy places the organism in Eukaryota, Metazoa, Mollusca, Cephalopoda, Octopoda, Octopodidae. Gene Ontology annotation, cellular component: membrane. Gene Ontology annotation, biological process: transmembrane transport. The record is from RefSeq and is a predicted model, not a curated record. The coding region runs from base 520 to 5151 and encodes 1543 amino acids. Gene Ontology annotation, molecular function: ABC-type transporter activity; ATP binding; ATP hydrolysis activity. The transcript has 18 exons.
ACACCUGUCUUCGUCUGUUUUUCUGUGAAUUUCAACUAUAUAUAUAUAAAUAUAUAAAGCACGGUUUCAAUUUUAAUUGAAAUCAUAUUACUUCACUUAGGACACUAAUGAUGAUAACAAAAGGGGUAUGAACACCACGGCAUGGCAUUUCUUGAUAGAUCGCGAAACCUUGUGCCUUUCUGAGAAAUCGAUAUGCAAGGGAAAUAAUUAUGUCAACACUUGUUAAUCUUGCAAGUUACUCUACUUGUUCUGUCUGCAAUUUGUCUGCAUCACCGAGAGUCCGUGUGACGCAUACUUAAAAAUAUAUUUAUAUACAUAUCUAUAUAGAUAUAUUUUCUGUUUUAUGUAUGAAAAACGAAUUACCAAAAAGGAUAUAUUACCAGCUAAUAUGGUACAAUUAAAAAUAUUCCACUCCUGACAGACUUGAAAGAAACAGAAAUACCUCAUCAGAAUGGAGAAGAUGGAAACGUAUCAUUAAUAAAUUAUUGAAAGUUGGCAAAAAGCACUAAAAAUUCCAAAAUGACAUUCACCUGGAAAUGGCAAGAUUUAUGUGGAAAGGGAAAGAAUUUUACUGAGUGGCGAGCUGGGGAUUUUGGCUAUUGCUUUGAACAACUAGCAAUCAUCUGUCCAACUCAUCUCAUUCUUGCAAUCUGCAGUGUUUAUUUUGCAGCUGCAGCUCAAGACAAUAAUCGCAAUCUUGGAGAAAUUCUCUCACCGCCAUGGUUUCUAAUCUUACGUGUUUUGGUCACUGUAUUGCUAAUGAUCAUUCCAAUAACUGGAGUUACUCUUUCUACAUUAUUAAAUUACCAGAAGCUAAGUAUCAUGGAUGGUGUUACAGAAUGCAUCAUUGCUUUCACUUGGUUGACUAAUUUGGUUUUCUUGUGGUAUCUCCGAGAAGUAUAUUGGCUGAGCUUACGUGGACCAGUCAUAAUGAAUUUGGCUGUCUUACUUACGCUUGCAUCUCGUAUUAUUCAGACUCGUAGUGUGGCACUGCAUCAUCUGAUUCAUCCAAAUUUAAAUAAUCCAAUUGAGGAGUAUACAGUGUAUAUAUCAUUAGCAUUUCAUUGCUUGUAUCUUGUUUCAAUUUUGCCCUCAAGGCGGCGUGAAGAUAUACCUGGCCAGUCUUUCCUCAUUAAUUAUGAUCCCUUAGAGACUGAACCUCUAAUUUCAGAUCAUGUUAAUAAUUAUGGUGGUAUACAAGUUGAUCAUAGACAAGUAGAAAUUGCAGAAGAUGGAUCCAGUUGUUUUUCCCGUUUAUCCUUCCAUUGGGUACAACCUAUGAUGCGGCGUGGAACAAGAAGUAAAAUUGCUUCUGUAGGAGACUUACAUCAUCUACCUCGACGUCUUCGAACACACACAAUUGUACAGAAUUUUAGUAACAGUUUAAUUCAAUACAUACUAAGCAAAGGAAGAGCUCAAAGUCAAACAGAUCCUUUCUGGGAUAACAAUGAGGAAUCUAUCAAUAGUUUUUCUGCAUCACCUUCCAUUGCUAUUCAAGAUCCAUCUUCUCAAAAUUGUGGAAAACAUUCUCUCUUUAAAACUUUAUUCAAAGAAUAUGGUAAUGAAUAUGUUCUUAUAGGCAUCUUGAAAAUCUUUACAGACAUUUUAAGUUUUUCUGGUCCAAUUCUUCUCAACUACCUUAUUUCUUUUAUGGAAAACAGUAAGACCAAAGAAUCUGAUGGAAUAUUUUAUGCUUGCACACUUUUUCUCACUUCUUUGAUUGGAUCAUUCUGUUCCUCGCAAUUCACAUAUCGUAUACAAGUACUUCAGUUCAAAGUUCGAGCUGCUAUUAUAACUACAUUAUACAAAAAAGUUUUGUCUGUAAACAAUGUUCUGAUGUCUGAAUUUUCUGCUGGGAAGAUUGUUAAUUUUAUGAGUACUGAUACUGAUCGGAUUGUUAAUUUUUGUGUAAGUUUUCACCAAUUAUGGAGCUUACCCUUAAAAGUUGCCAUAGCUCUGUUCCUUCUCUAUCAGCAAAUUGGACUUUCUUUUUUAGCUGGUUUAACAUUCACACUUGUAAUUAUUCCAGUUAACCGAUGGUUAGCAUUUAAAAUCCAAGAUAUUAGCAAGCUUAAUAUGUUGCAGAAAGAUGCUCGUGUUAAAGUCAUUAAUGAACUGUUGUAUGGUAUACGGAUGGUAAAAUUUUAUGCUUGGGAAAAAUAUUUCUUUGAAAAAAUCAACUCUCUGCGACAAGAUGAAUUAAACAGCUUGAAAGCAAGAAAAUAUUUGGAUGCUUGUUGUGCCUUUUUUUGGGCCACAACACCUGUCAUGAUUUCAGUACUGACAUUUGUUACAUAUAUCUUGCUUGGAAAGGAACUCACAGCUGCAAAGGUGUUCACAUCUCUGUCUCUGUUUGUAAUGUUAAUUGCACCCUUAAAUGCUUUCCCUUGGGUUGUAAACGGAGUUAUGGAAGCAGCAGUGUCACUUCAGCGAGUCCAACAAUUUGUUGAUGUGAAGAAUAUUGACUAUGAACACUACUAUUCAUUAUAUAAAUCAAAUGAGCCUACAUCUGAUGAUUGUUUUAGUAUCCAGGAUGGCUGUUUUGCUUGGAAGCCCCCUGAACCAGUGGCUGACUCAAGUGACAGCUUAACAGAUUCCUUUGAACAUCAGCCUGCAGUAUUGAAUCUCACUGAUAUUAAUUUAGACAUAAAAAAGGGGAUGUUUGUUGGAGUAAUUGGUAAAGUUGGUUCAGGCAAAAGCUCCUUAUUGUAUGCUAUCCUAGGGGAGAUGUCAAAGAUAAAAGGAGACAUACAAGUGAUUAGUGCCUUAAUUAACGAUGGGUUUGCUUUUGCACCUCAAGAACCUUGGAUACAGAAUGAUACCAUCAAGGCAAAUAUUUUGUUUGGACAAACUGAAAACAUGAAAAAGUAUGACCAAGUGAUCUCAGCAUGUGCUUUAGAUGCAGACUUGACGAUGCUUCCCCAUGGAGACAGAACUGAAGUAGGUGAGAAUGGUACUACCUUGAGUGGAGGUCAGAAAGCACGUAUUUCAUUGGCUAGAGCAUUGUAUCAAGAUAAAGAAACCUAUCUUUUAGAUGAUCCACUUUCAGCUGUAGAUGCCCAUGUUGCUCAACAUCUCUAUAAAAAAUGCAUCAUGGGUAUUUUAAGCAAUAAAACUUGUAUAUUGUGUACUCACCACAUCAAGUAUUUACAAGAUGCAGAUCUGAUUGUUGUGAUGAAGGAAGGCGCAAUUGUGCGAUCAGGACCCCCAGGUGAAAUUCUUGAAAACUUUUCUAUGAAUCUAGCUGACUUUACACCAAAGAAUAGGGAUGAGCUAGAAGAUAUUUCAGGGGAAAAGGAUGACUUUGUUGCUCCUUCAAAAUUGGUUGGAGCAGAAGAAAAGGAGACAGGAUCUGUUAGAAUAUCUGUUUAUAAAACAUACUGGAAAGCUAUUGGCACUUCCCUCUCCAUAAUUAUUUUAUUGUCUCUUUUAUUCAUGCAAGCUUCAAGGAACAUUACAGAUUGGUGGUUGUCAUACUGGGUUAGUCAUUCUCAUGAGCAGGGUCAACAGAGUACUAAUGGAUGGGCAAACAUUAUAAUUGACCAAUCCAACCAGUCUAUGACUAAUAUCACGAAUGGCAAAGAUAACCUGAAUUUCUAUCUUGGUAUUUAUGGUGGGCUGGCUGCUGGCAACUCUUUAUUUGCACUAUGCCGUGCUUUUUCUUUUGCUUAUGGUGGUAUAAAUGCAGCAAAAGUUAUACAUGAAAACCUAUUAAGAACGAUAUUGAAGGCACCAACUUCCUUUUUUGAUGUGACACCAAUCGGACGUAUUCUCAACCGGUUUUCAUCUGAUACAUUCUCAGUUGAUGAUAGCUUGCCAUUUGUGUUGAACCUCCUUUUGGCUAAUGUUUAUAGCCUACUUGGUACAUUAGUAAUAAUCUGCUAUGGUUUGCCAUGGUUCUGUGUUCUUCUUGUACCUCUUGGUUUUCUCUAUUAUUUUAUUCAGCAAUAUUAUCGUUACACAUCCCGAGAAAUAAAGCGAAUUUCCAGUAUUACCCAGUCACAUAUCUAUGCUCAGUUCUCAGAAACAGUAUCAGGAUUAUCAGUAAUUCGAGCAUUCAGAGAAAGUUUCAGAUUCCAAGAAGAUAAUUUAUGUAAACUUGAUGAUAACCAAAGAGCGCAGUUUGCUGACAUGACCGUUUCUUGCUGGCUAGACUUUAGAUUACAAAUGAUAGGUGUAGCUAUUAUUUCUGGUGUAGCUAUCAUUGCUGUUAUUGAGCAUCAUUUUCAAACUUCUAAUGUGGUUCUAGUUGGAUUAGCCCUAACUUAUGCCCUGUCCAUCACACAGCUUCUCAAUGGUGUUGUUAAAUUUUUCACUGAGACUGAAAAAAUGAUGGUUAGUGUAGAACGAGCACAACAAUAUAUUGAGAGAAUCCCUCAUGAACGAGAAAUUGGUCUCAAUAUGCCUGCUUCAUCUUGGCCACAAAAAGGUUGCAUUGUUUUUCGGCGUGUACAAUUGCAAUAUAGACCAGGGUUACCAAAUGCUUUAGUAGAUGUCUCUUUUGAAACUCGAGCUGGUGAAAAAAUCGGUAUUGUUGGCCGAACAGGUUCUGGAAAAUCUAGUCUGUUCUUAGCCAUUUUCCGCAUGGUAGAAUUAAAAAAAGGAGAAAUACUGGUUGAUGGUAUUAAUGUAGCUAGUGUUGAUUUAACUGUACUUAGGUCACGGCUUGCUAUUAUUCCUCAAGACCCCUUCCUUUUUGAGGGAUCUGUUCGUGAGAAUCUUGAUCCAUGUGGUAUCUGUGAUAAUGAUGAUGAACUCCUGCAAGCAUUAGAGCGGUGUUACUUGAGGGAAACUGUUGAAAAGCUUGGUGGUUUGGAUUUUAAAGUUAUUGAGCAUGGUCGCAACUUUUCAGUUGGUCAGCGUCAAUUAUUUUGCCUUGCUCGGGCAUUGUUAAGUAAAUCUAAGAUCCUCUGUAUUGAUGAAGCAACUGCCAAUGUUGACCACCAAACAGAUCAUCUGAUACAACAGACAAUUCGAUCAGAAUUUGUCAAUACUACCGUGAUGACUAUUGCACAUCGCAUUAACACUAUUAUGGACAGUGAUAGUAUUUUGGUUAUGGAUAACGGCCGGGUUGCAGAAUUUGCACCACCAUCUACUCUCCGUAACGAUCCAGAAUCGCUAUUCUACAGACUUGUCCAUACUGAUCGGUAGUUGAUUAAAAUUCUUGUGUACCAAAUUUGUAUUUAUCUAACAGAACUUGUACCAUUAUUUUUUAUCUGGCUUUCGGCUUUCUUUACCUUUACUUUCCUUUUACUAAAAUUUUCUUUUGUACAUUUUAAAAUCUAAUUGCAAAAUAAUUGUGAUAUCCCAGUUUUUAUUUUGUAUGCAUUUUUAAAUGUUUCAUUGUCUUGGCUAGCAUUCUUGUAUUAUUACGAGUAUUUUAGCUAUGAAGUGUUUUUAUGUUUGUCAUUUUUUUAAGUGUAAACUUCAGACUUUUAUUGUAAAGAAAACUACAUUCCAGAAAGAGCAAAUUAUUUUAUUACCCUCGACAUAUCUGCAGAUUCUUUCAAAACUUGUGAAAAUAAAUUCUUUUAAUUAGUUGG